Messenger RNA from Ceratitis capitata (Mediterranean fruit fly), 2541 nucleotides. RefSeq lists its product as uncharacterized. Lineage: Eukaryota; Metazoa; Arthropoda; Insecta; Diptera; Tephritidae. The transcript has a single exon. The record is from RefSeq and is a predicted model, not a curated record. The coding region runs from base 1 to 2541 and encodes 846 amino acids.
AUGUCGUCUUCUGUCUUCGUAACAGGAAUUGGUUCUUCGCAAGGUGGUCGCUGUAAAGGCGAGACGCUACUCACGCUUUCGCCACAUUGUUCAGAGGAUUGCUACUCGAUUACUGCGUUGAUUCUUCCGAAAAUCACCAAUGAUUUGCCAACUCUGAGAUUACUCGUUUCAAAUUGGCCACACGUGCAGGGCUUAGUCUUAGCCGGUCCGUAUUUCGCCGAGCCAGGCUGCAUAGACAUACUCAUAGGUAUGGACGUAAUGGACCAACUCAUAUGUAUGGAAUUCCGGAAGGGGCCACCCGGCACACCUAUGACGCAGAAGACAGUUUUUGGCUGGACUUUGUUCGGAAACAUUGUCAAUCCUGUUACGCUUACUAACAACUUGUUGUCGCUGCAUUGCGAUAUUCAUUUGGAUCGAGCCUUAGCUAGAUUGUGGGAGUUAGAAGAGUUGCCUGAAAAACGUUACCUUACUCACGAAGAAAACUUUUGCGAAGAUCAUUUUAUUUCCACUCAUAAAAGAAUGCCUGAUGGUCGUUUCGUGGUAGAGUUACCACUUAAACCAAACGAGUCACUCGGGGAGUCACGGGACUUUGCAGUCCGUAACCUGUUACGUAUCGAGCGAAGACUCGAAAGUAACAACGAAUUACGUUUACAAUAUAAUGAGUUUAUGAGAGAACUCAUUGAAAUGGGGCAUAUGGAAGCCAUUUCUGAGACGACUAGUAUGGCAUACUAUAUGCCACAUCACCCUGUCAUAAAGGAAUCCAGCGUUACUACUAAGUUGAGGGUAGUCUUUAACGCCUCUGCGAAAACUACUAAUGGAAAUUCGCUUAACGGCACAUUGUUCGUGGGACCUCAGCUACAACAAGAUUUAUAUACUAUAUUGAUUCGUUUUAGAACGCACCGUUACGCAGUGACGGCAGACGUCGCAAAAAUGUAUCGACAGGUUUGCGUCUCAUCAAAACACGUCGAUCUACAGCGAAUCGUUUGGCGUCCAGAUCGAUCUUCUCCUAUUACAGAUUAUCGCAUGCUACGGGUAACCUAUGGAGUGGCUGCCGCGUCUCAUCUAGCUGUUAAAUCGUUACAUGAAACAGCUAAGCGCUCAUCUAAUAGCUGCAAAAAAUCCGUUGAGGUAAUCCUCAAGGACUUCUACAUGGACGAUUUGCUUACUGGUGCAUCCUGCAAAUCGGAGCUCCUAACGCUUCAACGGAACGUGUCUGAAAUGCUUCAAGAAGGCGGCUUCGAACUACAAAAAUGGCCAUCUAAUUGCACAGAGCUAAAUAAAAGCAUUUCUAAUUCAUCUACGAGUAUAUCGCAUUAUAUUGCCGAUAGUAAAGACGUUCACGCACUCGGGCUCAUAUGGAACGUAGAAGGCGACUACUUUACAUUCGCAAUCAAUUUAAAGAAAACACCCGCAAUCCUAACUAAGAGAGCAUUUUUGUCAGAUGCUAGUACUCUUUUUGAUCCCUUGGGCUUGCACGCUCCUGUAACGAUUUGCUCCAAAAUGUGGUUCCAGGACACCUGGCGCGUUCAAGUUGGUUGGGAUGAACCCAUACCAACCACUAUUGCUACGCAAUGGCUAGAACAUCGUUCGCAACUUCAUCGAAUGGCCUAUUUAAAAGUGAGCCGCUGGCUCGGUACUGGAAGGACUGGGUCGUUCACUGAAUUGCAUCUUUUCGCUGACGCCUCGGAGCGUGCUUACGCUGCGGUGAUGUACGCGCGCACUAUUCACGCUGAUGGGCAGAUCGUCGUGUCUAUAAUUUCGUCGAAGACUAAAGUGGCACCCAUAAAGCCCACGUCGCUACCGCGCCUGGAAUUGUGCGCCGCUCAUCUCGCUGCCAAGCCAGCCAGAAGUGUACUUCAUAGUUGGGGCAAUCAGCGUUACCCUAUGUUCGCUUGGACAGACUCAACAAUUACGCUGCCAUGGUUGCAAACACACCCCAGCCGAUGGGAAACGUUUGUCGCGAAUCGUGUUUCCGAGGUCCACGAAGUUCUUCCUGCCGAAUGCUGGAAUCACGUACGAUCUGAAAAAAAUCCAGCGGAUUGCGCUUCUAGAGGCGUAACACCACUUAAACUCCUGCAUCAAGAGCAGUGGUGGAACGGUCCAAGUUUCCUGCGUAGUUCAAACGCUUUUUGGAAGUCCGGUUCGUCAAAGACGCAUAUGACUGAGUUUGGUCUACGGAAGAAAGUACGGGCGCAUCUUACUCAUUCGGACAAUCAUUGGUCUGUAAUGACCAAAUACUUAUCGUAUUCAAAACUAAAGCGUGUCAUGGCCUACGUUUUACGCUUCGUAUUCAACGCUCGCUCCAUUACGCUGCAUAAUGCUGAGAAACGAUGUGGUCCUGUUAGCUCUACAGAAAUAGCUGAAGCUGAACGCCGCUUAAUUAAGUAUACUCAACAUUUCUUUUAUGCUAAUGAAAUUUUUCUUUGCAGCGCAAAAAGGCCGAUCCCGCUUCGCAGUAGCCUAUUGCGCUUACAGCCAUUUCUUGACUCGAAUGGUAUUCUUCGAAUUGGUGGUCGUCUUAAGUCUGCAAAGCUUGCAUAG